UCUGAUCUCCAUGCAAGCUUUGUUUAUUAAAGCACAAAUAAAAUAUCACCAUAGUAAUCCUAAAAAGGAAAAGGUGUAUAAUAAAUGACUAAUGGUAUUUGAGGUCAUUUUGCCUCUGUGAGCAGAAGUAAUAAUCUUAUUUGAAUAGGUAUCUACUGCUAGGUGAACAUAUUUUAAAUGGUCAAAUUCUGAGAUAUGAGUAUUAUCUGUUCACCAAACCGUGUUGGAUCUUAACUUCUGAUGAUUAAUUCUGCCAGCAGAUGACAACAGAGUAAAGGAAGAACAAGGACAGGUCCUGAUAAUUUUCUGAGCUUGCUCACAAGGCAAAGAGAAUUGUACUUGUAAUGAUUUUACAUUUUGCUGAAAAAAUUUGUGAGAUUUUUUUUUGAGUGGCCUGAAAAGAAAGAACUUGGGGCGAGGAAGAGGCCAGUCCCUUGGCUUAGGCAUUGGCAGAUGUUAAUGGACCUUGCAAAUAAGAAUGAGCAAGAAUGAGUUAUGAAAAAAAUGCUGAAUUUGUUUUUGUAUAGAUGUCUGAAGAGAGACAAAUUGUUGUAAAAUAACACUAGUAUUGUGGUUGGUUUCAAGUCUUGCAGUUUCUAAUAGAGGAAUUGUUUGAGCACAUUAUACAGAGUCCAUUAAAAUAUUCAGUGGUUGGGAGAUGUCUAAUAUCAAAUCUGUAUUAGUCUCAGUUCUUUAGAGUAACAAAACUUACAGAAGGAUUAUACAUACAUAUAUGUAUACACACACAGAGAGAAAGGGGAUUUAUUGGAAUGACUUUUAGGCAGCAGUACAAUGAAUCUAAUAAUGGCUGGCUGUGAUUGGAAAUUCUAGGAAUGCAGAAGUUGCUCAGUCCAUGAGUGUCUAUGAAUCUGCUGGUCUUCAGUAAACCCUUCAAUCUGGAAGAAGUAUGCUGCAAUGCCAGUGAAGAAACAGACUUAAUACAAAGGAUGCAGUGACCUAUGAGGAUGUACAUGUGAACUUCACUCAUGAAGAGUGGGCUUUGCUGGAUCCUUCCCAGAAGAGUCUGUACAAAGAUGUGAUGUUGGAAACCUACUGGAACCUCACUUCUAUAGGUUACAAAUGGGAAGACUACAAUAUUGAAGAAUAUUAUCAAGGUUCUAGAAGACAUGGAAGGUAUAUCAACUGUCAGUGUUCAUACAACUCAUGUGAGCAUAAGGGAUAUGGAAAGAAGCAAUAUACCUCUGUUUCUCCUGGAACAAUUAGAAGAUAUGUAGUAGUCCCCACUGUGAGAAGACAUGAUGACUGUGAUACAAGUUUAUACUCUCACAUUAGAGAAAACCCUUAUGAGUACAAGGAAUAUGGAAAUUCUUCUGUCUGUACUGAUUCACUUUGCACAUGUAGUGUGCCUCACAGUAUAAAAAAAUAUUAUGCAUGCAAUCAGUGUUGUAAAACUCUGAGUUCUUCCAGUUCUUUUCAAAGAUGUGAAAAAUCUCAUAUGGGAAGAGGAAGUGAUAAAUAUGAGCUAUGUACUGAUGACUUUAGCCAUCACAGUUAUCUGCAAACACAUAAAACAACCAAUAAUGAAGAGGAUCUCUAUGAAUGUAAUCAACAUGAUAGAACCUUUAGAUAUGAUUCCUCUAUAAAAGUACACCAAAUUACUCAUUUGGAGGAAAAACCCUAUGAAUAUAAUCAAAGUGAUGAAGUCUCUACAUGUCACAGUCUUCAUCCAAUACAUAGAACUCAUUCUGGAGUGAAAAACUAUGAAUAUCAGCAAUGUGAUAAAACUUUUGCAAGUCCCAGUUAUCUUCAAAUAUAUAAAAAAAUUUAUACUGGAGAGAAACCCUAUGGAUGUACUCAAUGUGAUAAAGCCUAUGCAUGUUCUAGUUAUCUUCAAAUACAUAAAAGAAUUCAUACUGGAGAGAAACCCUAUGAAUGUAAUCAAUGUGGUAAAGCCUUUAUACAGAAGAGUCAUCUUCACAGGCAUGAAAGAAGUCAUACUGGAGAGAAACCCUAUGAAUGUACUUACUGUGGUAAAGCCUUUGCACACAAGUAUAAGCUUCUCAUUCAUGAAAGAAUUCAUACUGGAGAGAAACCCUAUGAAUGUAAUCACUGUGGUAAAGCCUUUGCAGAGAAGUGUAAUCUUCUCAGUCAUGAAAGAAGUCAUACUGGAGAGAAACCCUAUGGUUGUAAUCAAUGUGGAAAAGCCUUUGCACAGAAGAGUGAUCUUCGAAGUCAUGAAAGAAUCCACACUGGAGAGAAACCCUAUGAAUGUAAUCAAUGUAGUAAAGCCUUUGCACAGAAGAGUAAUCUCCGUAGUCAUCAAAGAAUUCAUACUGGAGAGAAACCGUAUCAAUGUAAGCAGUGUGGUAAAGCCUUUGCACAGAAGAGUAAUCUUUUUAGUCACGAAAGAAAACAUAUUGGAGAGAAACUCUAUCUAUGUAAUCAAAGCGCUAAAGCCUUUACACUGGAGAAUUUUCUCAUUCAUAAAAGAAGUCAUACAGGAGAGAAAGCCUAUGAAUGUAAUCAAUGUGAUAAAGCCUUUGCAAGGAAGAGUCAUCUUCUCAGUCAUGAAAGAAUUCAUACUGGAGAGAAACCCUAUGAAUGUAAUCAAUGUGGGAAAUCUUUUGCACGUAGCAGUAAUCUUCAUAGGCAUGAAAAAUGUCAUACUGGAGAGAAACCCUAUGAAUGUAACCAAUGUGAUAAAGCAUUUGCACGUAAAACCCAUCUUCAGAGUCAUGAAAGAUGUCAUAAUGGAGAGAAACCCUAUGGGUAUAAUCAAUACAGUAGAGAUUUUGCAUGUAACAGUCCCCUUCAGAUAAAGGAAAGAACCUUUAUUGGAGACAAACCAUAUGAAGGUAAUCAAUGUGGUAAAGACUUUUCACAGAACAAUUAUCUUCACAAUCCUGAAAGAGAUUUUUCUCGACAAAACCCCAAUGAAUGUAGUCAGUGUGGUAAAGUCUUGCCAUGUUGCAUUGUCCUUCAAAAUCAUGAAAAAUUUCAUACUGGUGAAAAUCUCCAUGAACCUAAUGAGUGAGUCAAGCCUUGCAGUCCACAUGUUUUUCCCACUGAGCUGUCUCACUGGUGCUUGAGUUAGUAGAGUCUCUCCUUAGUUAAAAUAUUGUCCCUUUCAAGUUGUUAACAUAUUGUAUUCCAAGAAUACAGAAACAUGAUAAUUUCAGUAAUAAAAUAUAUUUUCAAAUGAAACUAAUAUUUAUAUUGUCAAUCAUUAUUUUUAGAUCAUGUUACUGUAUUCUGAGGACUAAAUACUUUUUCUUAUCAUAUUCUCAGAAACAAAAAUUAAUGGCAGAGAAUUUUAUCACCAAAUUUGAUUGCUGGUAAGCCUGAUUCCCUGAUAUUGUGUUCCAGGAUGGCCUUUUUAUAAAUAGAGAUCUUUUCUCAAAAAAUCCAAAACAGGGAUUUGGAAAUAUGGUUGCAUUUCCACAGGACUCAGGAUCAAUUCUCAGCACUUACGUAGAAGCUCACAACUGUCUUAAAGUCCAGUUCUAGGGGAUACAACAGGUCAUACAGGCAUACAUUCAGUCAAAACACUUUUUGAUAUAAAAGAAAAAUAAGUAAUCAUUUUUGAAAGUAUUUGUCACAUAGUGUAACUUUCUCUAGCAUAAUGUGGACUCAUUUCUACUCAGCUAAGUCAUUUGUUGGGGUCAUUCACACCAAGAGAAUUGUGUUAACAAUUUAAAUAAGCAAUG
Molecule: messenger RNA, 3668 nt
Organism: Peromyscus leucopus (white-footed mouse)
Lineage: Eukaryota; Metazoa; Chordata; Mammalia; Rodentia; Cricetidae
Product: zinc finger protein 431-like
Exons: 4
Coding region: 1040-2995 (651 amino acids)
Biological process (GO): regulation of DNA-templated transcription
Source: RefSeq, a predicted model, not a curated record